UGAACCUUAUAGCAAAAUCUCUAAUAAUUAAUAGUUAACAUUUUAUGGUAAUUAAAUUGAAUUAAUCAGUGAUUAGUUUAGAGAUUAAAGAAGAGGGCGAAGUUGUUGCAUGGCAAAAGGUCGAAACCCGACGACGAUGAACCGGAGCGAUCGAUACCUUGGAAGUUACAGUUACGGUGACAGUCAUGGUAACUCCGUCACCGACGAAUUAGAGCUCGCUGAGGAAGACAUCUGGUCACCGGCCGUCAUUCACGACACCACCGAGACAGACGAAUCAUACGGUGCGUGGAACUUACGCGCUACCUUGGGACAAAACGGGCGCGUGGGAGGAUUGUCGCUGGCUUUCGAGGGCUCUUUGGCCGCGCCGCCGUCGUCUUCGCCGAUGAUAGUGCAGAAGAUCAACGGCGGAGGAGGUGAGGGAGAAGAAAUCCGGCGUAAAUUGGCGUCGUCGGCGCCGGUAAACGUACCGGACUGGAGUAAGAUAUACCGAGUGGACUCGGUUGAGUCAAUACACGAGUUAGACGACGAUGAUGAAGAGGAUGAGGAAUCCGGGAUGAUGCCGCCGCACGAGUACCUUGCUAAGAAUCAAGCACGGCGGAGCAGGAAGAUCGGAGGUGGAGGCGGCGGUGGCACGUCGGUGUUUGAAGGCGUCGGAAGGACUCUCAAAGGCAGAGAACUAAGACGCGUUCGAGAUGCGAUUUGGAGCCAAACAGGGUUCUACGGCUAAGUAAUAAUUAAUAAAUGAAAAAAAAAACA
Arabidopsis arenosa is the source of this 756-nucleotide messenger RNA. Lineage: Eukaryota; Viridiplantae; Streptophyta; Magnoliopsida; Brassicales; Brassicaceae. The record is from the annotation of a GenBank genome assembly.